Molecule: messenger RNA, 2409 nt
Organism: Lytechinus pictus (painted urchin)
Lineage: Eukaryota; Metazoa; Echinodermata; Echinoidea; Temnopleuroida; Toxopneustidae
Product: S-adenosylmethionine-dependent methyltransferase Rv2258c-like
Exons: 5
Coding region: 688-1785 (365 amino acids)
Source: RefSeq, a predicted model, not a curated record
AAUAUUUGAAAGUACUUUUAUUGAAUUCUACGGGUGAAAUUACCCCUCCGUACCAAAUUUAAUCGUACAAAUUUGUGAAUAAUGGGUUUUGGCGCACUUUGGGUUCAUUCUGGCCCACUGUGCGGCGGCGGCGUUGCCCUCCCAGGGUUUCCUUGCUUCGGGCUCGGAAGUCGAUAUGUGCAUUGAAAAGUAGCUCCUAGCUGCCUCGGGGGAUAGGGAUCUGAAGGAAUUUGGCAAUAACUCUGUGUACUGCAGAAUACACAUUUUCACUUUUCUUUUCCGGGACUCCAUACAACAGCAGAUUUUGUUUCCUAUCAUGUAGCUCUAACAGCAUCAGUUUCUCUUCUAUUUUUUUGUUUUAAUUCUCAAUAUGAUUCUCCCUAUGAAUCGAAUGGUUAGGAGACGAUAAGGAUAUAGGAUCAUAACCCACUUCCUCAUCUUAAACUCUUGAAACUCCUGCAUUUACCGAGACUAAAUGCACUAAUCAUGAACUGUGGACUCAUCAAUAGCACAAUCAAUCGUGUGGACAAAUGGAAACAACUAAAGUAAAUAUGACAUGUGCACUUCGCGGUACAUGGUUAACGUGUGUAGACUAUAUCGUACGAAGGUAAUGUAGAUUUGCCCGAGACUGGCUUACUUAUUUUGACACAAUCGCAGUGAAGGCAUUGGAUACAUAAAUAGGCCUACAUGUAUAUGGAAAUGGCGGGAAAAGAGCAAGAGGAAUCUGUGGACCAGUUUUCAGAUCGUCUGGGUCAAAUAAUUGAGAAUGGAUUGACAUCUCUAUCGAUUGCCUUCGGUGUUAAAUCAGGUCUCUUUGAUGUACUUGUAGAGAAUCAUCACACACCAAUGACGUCACAAGAAUUGGCUGAUGCUGCUAGUAUGAAAGAAAGGUAUGUCCGUGAAUGGCUUGGAGCGAUGGCAGGAGCUCGCAUCGUUCUUCUGGAUCCUGCCACUCAACGCUUCCACAUACCUGCUCAAAUCGUCGACGCCUUCAAGAAAUGGACCCCUCAGAAUCAGCUUGUCCUUGCUACCAAAGGCAUACCUUUCCUCAGUGAGGUCUUUAACGACAUGCUGGAAGUGGUUAAAAAGGAAGGACCGAUUGGUCUUCCAUUUUCCAAGGCCAAGUCGUUCACGGAGUUUGAAUGUGAUGUAUCAGGAUGGUUCUACAAGACACAACUCAUUCAGGUUUUCAUUCCAUCCAUUCCGACGCUUCAAACUAAACUAAGUGGGGGCAUUAAGAUGUUGGAUGUAGGAUGUGGUCGCGGUGUGGCUACUCGAAUCUUAGCCGGACAGUUCCCUCGCAGUCAAUUCGUUGGCAUUGACUUCGGCGAGGAUAACGUGAAGAUAGCACGCGAAUUUGCUAAGAAUGAGAACCUGACGAACGUCGAAUAUCACAACCUGGAUGCAGCGAAGCUUCCUGAAGAAUGGACAUGUACUUUCGACUACGUGUUCUUUUACAAUGUCCUCCAUGACUUGGCACGUCCAGAUUUGGUAUUGGAGGAAGUCAAAGGGGUGAUGACUUCGGAAGCUCUGAUGUCAGCUCUUGAAGUCAAUGCGAGCUCAGACAUGGCAGACAACAUCGACUCCCCAGGAGGCGCUGGGUUGUAUACUUACAGUCUGUUCCAUUGCCUACCCGUGUCCUGCCAUACACCAGGGAGUCUUGGACUAGGAACAGCAUGGGGAAAAGAAGCCGCAACUGAGUUCUUGAAGGAACAUGGCUUUAAGAUCGAAUCUAUCACCGAGUCACCAAAGCUACACUUUUUGUGCUCUCUUUCACCCAAGUGACUUAAAGCACGUGAUUUCGGAGAAUAUUAAAUGUGGCUUUGCAACCGCAUGCCUCGAUUAUCGAAUACCUUAACCCGCCGACUAGUGAUUACCAAAUUCUUUAUAGGUUUUGAACAUGAAAGUCUCGCUUCUAGCGGACAAAGAGCCAAAGGAAUCUUCGAUAAACAAAUAAAUAAAUGAAUAAGUGAAUAAUAAAUAAAUAACCGAGUCGAUUGAUUUACAUAUCCAAAUGUCUUGUAGAUAGGCCUACAGUCACCAGGAACAAUAUAAAUGCUGCUUUUCAGUAUAUCCAGAUAUUACGCGUCUGACAUCUCUGACGGAAGCAGAUAGGCAAUUUAGGAGUAGGGUGUCAAGAAUAUAAUUAUAAGCUGGUCAUUAGGCCGCUGUAUCAUAUCGUAUUUUCUCUCUUCAUUACACCUAAACGUUAGACCAACCCAUCAUUUCCUCCUUUCCAACGGUUGCUUUAACCAUGGUAAAAAGUCAAAAUCUUGAGUUGGUUCUACGUCAGAUGUUAGAAUUUAUAUGUUUCUGUCCAACAGGCCAACGUGCAUUUCGAUAUUCGCAUCCAUUAAGCUCAAGCCAUCGUUUAUCCGCUAUUAAAAACAUGCCACACUUUGAAAACUA